AUGGAGGAACUUGCAGACCUGCAAAAUAUGUCUGCGGUGUUUUUAAGCGUGAUGCUAGGGAUCGGGGAAGACAGGUGGGUUUGGGAACCGGAUGACUCGGCGGUUUUUUCAGUCAAAAGUCUCAAAAGAACAUUACAAUUGAAUCGAUUCGCGAAUCUGGGUAACGACUUUGUAUGGAAUAAUUGGAUUCUAAUCAAAAUGAAUUUUUUGGCCUGGAGAUUAUCCUUGGAUCGGGUUCCUAUGCUAGUAGCUUUGGCUCGCAGAAAUGUGAAUACGGGUCAGAUUCGCUGCAGUUUCUGUGGUGUGUAUGAUGAGGAUGCGGAUCAUUUGUUCGUGGGCUGUGAUGUGGCACAAUGUGUAUGGAAUUUCGUAUCACAGUGGUGUAGGAUAUCUAGUAUAUUUGCUUUCCGAAUUAAAGACAUUCUAGAUUGGCACAAAUAUGUUAAAGGUUGUGGAAAAUGGAGGAAGCUUGUGUAUGCUAUCAUGCAGGUGGCACUUUGGGUUGUUUGGCGAAGUAGAAACGAUGUGAUCUUCAAUAGUAAAGAAGUCAGUAUCGAUCGGAUACUGAAUGAGAUAAAACACUUGGCGUUCCUAUGGAUAAGCAAUCGCUCGAAUUUAAGAGGAAUCACUUGGGAAGAAUGGUCCGUUCAAAAAAAGGCCAACAAAAGGCAACAUGGAGUGGUUAAUGAGUACUCGGAAAUCGAGAACAAGUAUCCUUCUAUAGAGAAUCAUGGGGAAAAGUCAAAUUUGGAGCUGGAGGUCAGGGAAGCAAAAGCUAAUUAG
Molecule: messenger RNA, 783 nt
Organism: Helianthus annuus (common sunflower)
Lineage: Eukaryota; Viridiplantae; Streptophyta; Magnoliopsida; Asterales; Asteraceae
Exons: 2
Coding region: 1-783 (260 amino acids)
Source: RefSeq, a predicted model, not a curated record